Colletotrichum gloeosporioides is the source of this 693-nucleotide messenger RNA. RefSeq lists its product as uncharacterized. Lineage: Eukaryota; Fungi; Ascomycota; Sordariomycetes; Glomerellales; Glomerellaceae. The record is from RefSeq and is a predicted model, not a curated record. Bases 1 to 693 code for a protein of 230 amino acids. The transcript has a single exon.
AUGCCCACCGAGAGAGACAGCACCCAAAAGCCAUCUGCCGGUGCCGGCAAGCCCGACUGGACCGCCGUGCAGAGUAAGGUCAUGGAUAUCGAGAUCGUCAAUGACCUUCCUGCUUCUGAGCCUGCCGAAAAUCCAUCUCCUCAGCAAGACGAUCGCCCAGCUCCUCGCCGAGUCAACCAAUCGACUUCCCAAGACGUUGUAGCUACGCGUCAAGCUCCGCGUCCUCACCCAACUGGAUCGACCCGUGCUGGCAUUGCCACCUACCAUGAGGACGCCAUCCACGCCAACCGUCUUUACGGAAUCCAGGGCAACAUGUUCGACUUCAACAACGAGGUAAUCCAACCUCUCAUCAAUCUCUUUGCACCAAGGCAGAAAUGCAUGCUGCGACACAACGAUGCAUGGACGGUACUCGAGUUCAUAGGACCCCCGGAUGCUGUCACAUAUGCCCAAGGGCGUGCGUUAAGCCGUGCUACAAAUGGCACCAACAAGGAUGAUACAACUGCUAUCCAUGGCUUGCGAAUUUACUGCUUCCAAGAAUCGACUAGUUCCGGCCGGCCGCAAAGUAUUCAUCCGGUCAUGGUCUCCCUCUUUCGCAUUUAUAGCCAGGAUCCCAACGCCGAGAACGACUUCUUGCGAGAUCCCAUCGAUAACCACGAGUGGAAGGAUUACGUCUUUUAUGACAGAAGGUUCUGA